AUGAAUUUACAGAAGCUUAUUUCUACUAGAGAGGGCCAAGCGAUCGACGUCUUAUUUCUAGACAACUUGAGAAAUCUAACGACGAGUUGUCACUUUCGGAGAAGUCAACCCUACUCGAAAUCAUGGAAGAAAAAAGCCGAGAUUAUCAAGAAUCUCAACGAUAAGAUUGUUAAUCAUGCAGAUAUUGACGAUUUGGAAAGCAGAAUUGGUGACCACAAGUCGCUUGAUUGUGAAAAAGUUAAAACACGUGAAGAAAAACUAACUAUCAUUAAAUCUAAACGUAUGUGCUAUAAUUGCCAGGGAAAACACCAAGUUUCAGAGUGUCGUUCUAAGUUUCGGUGCAAGAAAUGCCAGCGAAAGCACCAUUCUAGUAUUUGUGACCAACCAUCGAAUUUCGGUCAAACAGGAAAUGCAGGAACUGCUAUUCUUCAUUCAACUACGCAUCAAAGAUCGGACAUUAUACUCAAGACUGCUAUCGCUCAAGUAAGCUCCCAAGACCAUACCAUAACUAAUACAAACAUAUUAUUUGACGAAGGUGCUCAAAGGUCAUUUAUUACGAAAGAGCUUGCUGAGAAACUGAAAUUAAAGCCCAACGGUUCGGACACUAUAUCAUUAGCAUCCUUUGGUGGCAAAUCAGAACAGUGUCGUCAUAUACCCACAGACAGAGUGUUUCUACACGUCGAACAUAGAGAGAUCAUACCACUCGAUGUACUUAUUGUACCGACCAUUGCUGUACCAUUACCUAACUUGCAGAAAAAUGUGAAAUGUCUGAAAUAUAUCGAAGGUCUUAAACUUGCACAUCCUAUUACCGACACUGACGACGAUUUCGAGAUAUCACUCUUGAUUGGAGCCGACUAUUUUUGGCAGAUCGUGCAGAAUAAGGUUGUUAGGGGCAACGGACCUACGGCAGUGAAAUCAAAGCUCGGUUAUUUACUGUCAGGACCUCUUCCGGAAGUUAAAAAUGCGUCGUCUGUUAGCUAUAUGUUUAAUGUUGUAACAGCGCCACCUAAUGCCACAUAUCUUGAGAGAUUUUGGAAGUUAGAAUCUAUGGGGAUAUUAGAAGAUGAUACUGAGAAAUCUACUUCCGGUAUACUUAACGAGUAUAAAGAAAACUGUAUCUUGUACAAAGAUGGACGUAUGUUGCAAAACUGCCCUGGAAAGAAGAUCAUUCCGUACUUCCUUCCUACAAAUUACGAAAUUUGCAUAAAGCGUACAGAAAACACAAUUAAACGGCUUUCAACAGAACCGGAUAUACUUAUAAACUAUGGACAAAUCAUAGAAGAUCAGUUAAAACGCGGUUUUAUUGAAAAAUGUGAUGCAAAUGUUACCACAUCAAACCCUGUACAUAACAUGCCACAUCAUUAUGUAAAGAAGGACUCGAACACGACACCUAUCCGCAUCGUGUAUGACUGCAGUUGUAAGUCACGUGACCAGCCUAGUCUGAACUAUUGCUUGAUGUCGAUACCACCUGAACUGAAUGAUUUAACUGGAAUUCUUAUUCGUUUUCGAAUGAAUAAAUACGCCAUAGCAACCGAUAUUGAGAAAGCUUUCCUCAACAUCACUCUUGACGAGAACGACAGAGAUGUGACGCGAUGUAAAAAACAUAUAACGUAA
This is a messenger RNA of Ruditapes philippinarum (Manila clam), 1614 nucleotides long. RefSeq lists its product as uncharacterized. NCBI's taxonomy places the organism in Eukaryota, Metazoa, Mollusca, Bivalvia, Venerida, Veneridae. The transcript is spliced from 2 exons. The record is from RefSeq and is a predicted model, not a curated record. Bases 1 to 1614 code for a protein of 537 amino acids.